AUGGCUGUGCUAAGCCUUCUGUUCUUGGCAGUGAUGUAUGUUGUUCACCACCCCCUGAUGGUCAGUGAACGGAUGGACCUGGACACACUAGCCAGAAGUCGGCAGCUAGAGAAGCGCAUGAGUGAGGAGAUGCGCCAGUUAGAGAUGGAGUUUGAAGAGAGAAAGCGAGUAGCUGACCAGAAGCAGAAGGUGGAGAACUUCUGGAGAGGAGACACAUCCAGUGACCAGUUAGUGCUGGGAAGGAAAGACAUGGGGUGGCCGUUCCAAGACGAGGGCCAGGAGGGACCGCUGAGCUGGAUGCUGGGAAACCUGUGGAAUGCUGGCCUCUUUUGCCUUUUUCUCAUCUUCGAGCUUCUGCGACAGAACAUGCAGCACGAGCCGGCCUUUGAUUCCAGCAGUGAUGAGGAAGAGGAGGAAGUCCGGGUAGUGCCUGCCACCUCCUACAACUGGCUUACCGACUUCCCUUCGCAGGAGGCCCUGGAGUCCUUUUACAAAUACUAUGUCCAGAAUGCUAUCCGGGACCUGCCCUCCACCUGCGAGUUUGUGGAGAGCUUUGUGGACGACCUCAUUGAAGCCUGUCGGGCACUCAACCGCCAGGUGGUCAGCCCCCAAGAGGCUCGCCCGCAGCUGGAGGACUGCCUGGGCAUCGGGGCUGCCUUUGAGAAGUGGGGAACCCUCCAUGAGACCCAGAAAUUUGAUAUCCUGGUGCCCAUUGUUCCGCCCCAGGGCUCCACAUUUGUGCUGGAGAUGAGGGAUCCAUCCCUAGGCCGCCGCUGUGGCAGUGUGCUGGUAGAGUCGGAAUGCGUGUGCAAACGCGAGAAGCUUCUGGGCGAUGUGCUGUGCCUGGUGCACCACCACAAGGACCACUCGCCCCUCAUGGGCAAGUGCAACAACUCCAUCAAAGCAACCCUCUGCACCGGCUCCCACCUGGACGUGUGCAAGACCGUACAGUGGUUCCGGAACAUGGUGAGCAAAGCCUGGGCCCUGGUGGCCCACAAGUAUGACUUCCAGCUCAGCCUCCCACCGUCCACCACAUCCUGCAAGCUCAGGCUGGACUAUCGCUCGGGCCGCUUUCUCUCAAUCCGCUUGGUCCUGGGGGUGCAACGGGAAGACACCUUGGUCUACCUGGUGAGUCGGGCCCCUGACCAGGAACAGCUCACUAGUGUGGACUGGCCCGAGUCCUUAGCAGCCUGUGAGCACUUGUUCCUGAAGCUGGUAGGGCGAUUUGCUCCAGAGAAUACCUGCCACCUCAAGUGCCUCCAGAUCAUUUUAAGUCUCCAGGAUCUUCAGAGCUUACCCCAGGGAGCAGCCUGUCCCAUCCUUACCUCUUACCACUUCAAGACAGCCCUCAUGCACCUGUUGCUGUGGCUGCCCCUCACGGACUGGCAGCACAGCAUGCUCUCCCAGCGGCUCCAGGACAUCCUCUGGUUCUUGGGCCGUGGCCUCCAGCAAAGGUCCCUCCAUCAUUUCCUCAUUGGUAACAACUUCCUGCCCCUGACCAUCCCGAUCCCUAAGAAAUUUCGGAAUGCCGAGCCUGUCAAUCUCUUCCAACACCUGGUGCUAAACCCCAUGGCGCACACACAGGCACUAGAGGAGUUCCACAGCCUUCUGACCCGGGUGAAAGCUCUGCCGUGUGCCCCGUUGGUCGGGGCACAUUAA
This is a messenger RNA of Pipistrellus nathusii (Nathusius's pipistrelle), 1659 nucleotides long. The record is from the annotation of a GenBank genome assembly. NCBI's taxonomy places the organism in Eukaryota, Metazoa, Chordata, Mammalia, Chiroptera, Vespertilionidae.